AUGGCAGAUGCGUCCACGCAGCACGGCAGAGAGUUUGAGCAUAUCAUGCUGGCCAACAUUAGGAAGGCCGACCUCGCACGUUUGUAUCGUGGCGUGCGCUCUCUCCUGGACCAUUGGAAUGCAGUGAACGAUGACGACAGCGCGGCUCUACAAGCCGAGGAGAGCAUCAUGGCAGAUCUGAACGACAGUAUUUCUGAACAUCAUUUGCCUCUGAUGGCGCUUGGGUCGGGACGCACAUCGUUGCAAGACAAAUUUAUGUCGGUUAUGUAUGCCAUGAUGCUAGAAGCGGGAUAUUCUGCAGAGGGUCUUCGGGCUUUUUCUCAGGAAGUCUGUUGCGGAACUUUCGAUUUGGGUGUUGAAUUUUCGCUGAACACGAUUAUGCCUGCACCUUUUCUUAGACUUUUUCCGUGGUAUGCUUCUUGCGAACAUGCAGAAGACAAGACAUUGCGCGGCGGGGAUGCUCUGGGUGAAGAUGGCUUCGAUGUGUUGCCUGAGGCAGAAGAAGAUGUAGAGAUUUCUUUGCAAGGCAUGCUGUCGAUACCGGGGCCAUUGCAUAUCUUGCAUAACGCUUCAAGUCUGUUGCUGAAACAGCUUCCAUACUUGGGCCAAGCUUUGCCUAAACUGGUGGCGCUUUCCAGGUUCCUGUCAAGCAAGACGUACAAGCAGCGACUUCUAGAGACAUGCUUCGCAACUCCAAUCAGCAGAAUGUUCGCCCCCGACUUCAACAGGUUUCAUGCAAAAGUCAAUGAAGGCAGGUGGGGUUCAGUGGCUUUCGCCAUACCAGAGAUUCUCCAGUUGCAAGUGCCACUUCGGCGCUAUUGGAAUCUGCGUGCCUUCAAUCACUUCUCAGACAAUGUGCAGCAGCAGCCGCAGAUCGGAGAGCAAGGGCCCACUGUGAAGCUUGAAGCCAUACAUGAAACGAUUGAAAGUGCCGAGUUCUGGGCGCAGCUGCAGACACUGGAGCGACUGUUUUCAGUAGUCCGGGAGUUGUUCGACUGGUUGGAAUCUUGUCCAUGCCAUUACAAGAGAAAACCUCCGCCAGACAGGCCGGCAGUCCAGAAGCGAUGGAUGUCUUGCCCUCUACGAGGUCGGCGGCUGCCAGAAAUUGCCUGUGGAGGUUUCUUCGAGGUUGUGAAUCGACUUUGUUUGGCAAAUGCUGCUCAACUGUAUGUUGAUUUGCCAGAGAGUCUGCCUCAAGAGUGUCGUGCCGCUUGUCUUUUGGACUUUGAGCAUGGUCGAGGACAUUUAACUUUUCAGCUGACAUUGAAGCUGUCAUGUUUUCUGCAACCACCACUUCUCCUACUUGGAUUAGGCCAUCAUGACCCCGAGAACCCAGACACCCCGAGAGAAGUUAUGCAACGCUGCUUGGAUUCCCAGUGCCGGCAUCCACAAAUUGUAGAGCUGUCCGAGGGGUCUUUGCGAGAGGAGGCAGACCUAUUCAUCCAAGGGGAGGACCUUUCAUUGCUUGAGAAUUUGGAGCUGUUUGUGGCAAGUUUUCGCUUUGCAUGGGGCACGGAGCGCAAGGUGGAGGGCGGGCAUGCACAAGUGCACAUGUAUGCAGCCGGAAGACGCAAUCGCACAGAAGCAACAGAUUCCUUGGCACUUCGACUGGCAGAAAUCAAAAAGGUUCUGACAUCGGAGGAUACGACUUCCUUCCUCGAAUGCAUUCAAAUUGCCAGGAACCCGCAGAAGCUGAUAGCUCGUCUUGGCUUGUCAAGACACCCAGCCUGUGCACUUGCGAAACAUGGAUGGGACCGCAUCUACCGAAAAGUUGUAUAUCAUGCAGAUCCUUAUUCUUUGUACAACCGUCACCAGCCAGUGCUUUAUGUCUCGAAGGAGCCAGUGCGUGCCCACGACCGGCAUGUUCCCUUGUUGGACCGCAGGGAGUCUGAAGCAGACUUCGCGCCUGAACUGCUUGAGAUACAACAUGUUCUGGCAUUGCGACAUUUGAAGAAGCAGCUGGAAACCCUGUGCAAAGAUGCUGAGCAGCGUGCGCUGUGUUCCUGCCAGAUUCCGGCAGUCGCUUUGAAACUGUUGCUUGAAUGGCUGGCACCUGCCAAGUAUGCUCAGCGCCGGCCAGAGGAAAUCCCAGCCGAUGAGGCUGCACCACGACUUGAGGACGCUUUGGUUUCAGCUGCUGCUAGUGACAGUGUUGAAGAUGUCGUGUUCUUCCGCAUUGUGAGCUGUGGCUUGUCCAGAGCCAAGCUAGCAGCGCCUGGAGAUUUUCAAUCAAAUGAUGUUGGAAUUUUGCUGCUCAGGAAUGAUGGACCAGGUGAGGCAGCUCAAUCGUUCAAGAUCGAAACCUCUGGAAUGAAAUUGCAGUCCGAUGUUGUCAGAGCAUCUGACCUUGAGGCUUUUCCCAUGGUGUUGUCUUUGUCAUCCUUGACGUUGCCUCAACUACGCUCUUUCAAGAUAUGGAAGGAGUCAACUGCUGAUGUGCAAGUAAACAAAGAUGAGGGCACCAGCCAUGUGCUGGCAGUGGCACCUGCUCCUCUGAUGACGGUGCGGGAGCAGCUGGAGCUAGCUGACUGUUCCAUGUUUGAGCUUGUGGAGAAGUUGUGCAACGAGGGGACAGAAGCUUCCAAUAUGCCGUACCGCCCGGGUGAGCAGAAGCGUUGGUGGCUCUCGUUGGCCGAUAUUUCUGAUCCUCACAACUCACGUUUGCGAGCCUAUGUGAGGGCUCUUCUGACAGCUGACGAUCAUCACUGCGAUGUAGCCCACUUUCAAACACUUGCUGAUUAUCUCCGAAUUGUGGAUCCUCAUGAGCUAGCAGUGUUGGAAGACAGGCAGAGAAAGGCUCGCAAGCGAAAGAGUUCUCACAUGCAGGUCCUCAUGGAUCUGGAUGAUUGGGAUAUCCUCGAGCCUCAAGCCAAGCCAAAAGCCAAGAGGUCUAGAAAGAAAGGGCCGGCUCCGAAGCGAGGCAGGCGCAAGCAACCUCUUGCUCUUGCAGCCAUUGAGUCAGCUCCUGCGUUGGAUGAUGCAGCGAAUGCGGCAGGUGAUGAUGGCAAUGACGUCGAUGGUGCCUUGCGUGCAUCUGAGGUUGUCGAUGUUGUCGAGGAUGCCUUGGAAGAUCAUGGCUCCCAGGCUUCGGAAAUUUCGUCAGAUGAGCUACUGCAGGAGCUUCGAGCUGUGAUGCUGGAGGGUGACGGUGAGCCAGGAAGUGCUGAGGGAGUGGUCGGUGGUGAUGCUGCUGCCGGUGACAGCAGUUCAUCCUCCAGCUCCAGUUCUUCUAGUAGUUCCAGUUCCGAUUCCGGUUCAGGUUCUAGUUCUUCCGGGGGCUCUGACAGUGGUGGCGAAAAGCCAGCCGCCAAACGCAAAGCGGGCCCUUCCGGCCCGAAGCCGAAGUCUAGGGCAAAGGGUAAAGCCAAGCCUGCAACCCGUCCAGAUGUCAUUGCUGCCGGGACACGUGACAAGUCCAAUCGUUUGGAGUAUGGGUUGCACCAUUUGGUUCCCCGGUUCAAGGAUUCUGUUCUUGCUGGUUAUCAGAUGACAUGCUGUGUGGCUGCACACAACACGACUGCCAAAUGCACGCGCGAGAUGAGUGUGAGCGUUGCAGGGUCGGCAGAAAAUUGCCGAAGGAUACUCAAGGCCUGGGUCCUAUUAGGUCAUAGCUUGUCAACCAGGGAGGAACACAUGGACAGAUCGAGUCGCGAUUUGCUCCAAGAAGCCUUGAAGCAAGGAACUCUGCAUAGCGAAAAUGAGCUGGACAGUAUCUUGGCUACAUCGGAGGACUCCGAGGUUGUGGCUCCCUUUUGCGAGCCAGACAAGAAAAGCAAGAAGACUUCAAACUUGCUCGGAGGCGCAGGCACUGUGCCCAGACACAUCCACCGGGACAUGCAGUCAUUGGCUGCAUCAGGCGGCGUUCCUGUAACAACGCUAGCACAGCGACACAGGAACAAGCUGACAUCAUCAACAUCAUACGGUGUUCCGUCUUCACUUCAAACGGCAUUACUUCAUGGGUACAUUGGGCCCAAUUUACCCCCACCCCGUGGCUACUAUUGGGCUUAUCAUGGCGGUUCUUGGAUGUUGAAGAUUCGUGGCGGCUGA
Molecule: messenger RNA, 4047 nt
Organism: Symbiodinium necroappetens
Lineage: Eukaryota; Dinophyceae; Suessiales; Symbiodiniaceae
Source: the annotation of a GenBank genome assembly